This is a messenger RNA of Dichomitus squalens LYAD-421 SS1, 1061 nucleotides long. RefSeq names its product galactose mutarotase-like protein. The record is from RefSeq and is a predicted model, not a curated record. Bases 55 to 942 code for a protein of 295 amino acids. Gene Ontology annotation, biological process: carbohydrate metabolic process. NCBI's taxonomy places the organism in Eukaryota, Fungi, Basidiomycota, Agaricomycetes, Polyporales, Polyporaceae. Gene Ontology annotation, molecular function: isomerase activity; carbohydrate binding. The transcript is spliced from 4 exons.
CACAUCGCAGACCCGACAAGAGAAAAUACGCUUUGUCCUCAACCUAUCAUAAUCAUGCCAGUUGAAAUUCGAACGGAUCGUGUUGUUCUCAAACAUCCCAAGGGUCCUUCCGCAGAGAUAUUACUCUAUGGUGCGACUGUCAUCUCAUGGAAGUCGGCCAGCCACACCAGUAACGAACCGGUCGAACGGCUAUUCGUGUCCGCGAAGGCUGCGCUAGACGGUAGCAAGCCUGUGCGAGGAGGUAUCCCCGUCGUCUUCCCAUGCUUCGGCGCGCCCACCCAUCCCGACCAUUCCAAACUCCCUCAACACGGGUUUGCACGCAACAACGUCUGGACCUAUGCUGCCACCGUCCUGGACAACGAGGCUGGUGUGUCUGUAAGGCUCACCUUGGAGCCGAAUGCAACGAUCCAGGAGCAAUAUGCACACCCUUUCCACCUCGCGUACGUGGUCACCUUGGCCGAACACGAGCUUAGCACGGACCUGCAUGUGAAGAACAAUGCACUUUCGACGACCCCGCCUAUAGAGUUCCAGGCACUGUUCCACAACUACAUCCGCGCACCUUCUAGCGACGUCCGCGUUUCACCUCUACUAGGCCUCUCGUACUAUGACAAAACCGAGGCGACCGAGGAAGCACGGGCGACUCCGAAGAAGGAAGUGAGGCAGGCCGUAGACGUUCUCAGGUUCACCGACUCUGUGUAUGAGGAUGCACCAGGGAGAUAUGACAUCCUCUGGGGUAGUGGAGGGAUCGAAAUUGUGACGAAGAAUUUGAAGGAUGUCGUCGUUUGGAACCCGCAGGCUGAGGCUGGAGCUAAGAUUGGAGACAUGGAGGAGGGCGGAUGGGAGAAGUACAUCUGCGUUGAGCCUGGCCAUGUCCGCGGAUAUGUCAAGUUGGAGGCAGGUCAAACCUGGAUUGGCCAACAGGUGCUGAAAGUCAAGGUCUGAACUUACAAGUUGUCGAGUAGUAUGAGAAGUCACAACUCUAGUGCACCCGUGUACUUGUAGCAUAUCCGAAGCAGCCUGUAGUUCGUCCUGUGGCAUGGUCCUGCGCGUAUAGCUUGUCC